GUCUACCGCUAGCCCGGCCCCGGCCGAAAUGAAAGCCGGGGGAAACUGGUCCCCUAAUUCCCCGAAAUUGAGUGAGAGCGAGAGAUUGAGAAAAUGGAAGAACAUGGUAGUCUACGGACUCAUGCAGUGACACAAAUCGGGGUCAGAACUCGGGAGGAUGGGCGCGGCGUCGCCGCGUCAGGCAGAGGCGGCGGGCGGUGGGCGCGGCGUCGGGCGCGCCCGGCUGAGGCAGGCCGUCCUCGGCGACCCGAGGUGGCGGCGUCAGCACUCGGGCGUCGGCCGGAGGCGGCGACUCGGCGAGUUGAGCGGUGGCGUCGGGCCGCUCGAUCUGCGGGGAUGGCGCCGGGGACUCGGCGAGUUGGGGGCCGGUGGGCGGUGGCGGACCGGCGGUCGGCGGACACGAGGAGGCCGGAGGCGGCGUCGGCUCGGAGGAGUGACCGAGGGGAGACUGGCCGAGGGAGGCGGCGCAGGGCAGGACUUGGUGCUUGGUGGGGGCGUUCGGGCGUGGAAGGGGUGAUUAUCACUGUAUGGGGAAUGUGCAGCAAGACUCGGCAAGCUUGGUGCAUCAGCUGAGAGACCUGUGGGAGAGCCCUAGAGGGACAGUGCUCCGUAUUGAGGCAUUGGCAAUGGUGGCCAUCGCUCUCUCCUUCUUCCUUGCAGUAUUUGGAUCUUGCCGCCGCUGGUCCAACCGCUGGGUUCUCCAAAAGGGUUUCUGGGCAGCAAACUCAUUAUCUUUGUCCCUGGGGACAUACAGUAUUGGUCUGAUGCAAUCUUCAUCGGUGAAAAGUGAGAUGUACCCUGUCUGGGGUGUAUCCUUGCUCACCAUCUUUGGCUGCGUCGACCCAAUCACAUCCUACAGUCUUGAUUACAAUAGCCAGCUUUGGCAGAUCAUAUAUAAGAUCUGCCUUUACUGUGGAUAUGUCCUGCUGAUGAGUAUGUCAACCAUCUCCAAUCAAAUUGGUAAUGCAGCCGUGGGCGUGCUGUCCGCCGUGGCUUUCAUUAAGGCCUUUCACAGGUCGCUGGCGCUUGUGAUGCCAAUUGGAAUAAAAUAUAAAACAAAAAAGAUUGCAGAUCAUAUGUCUUCGGUAUUAUGGGACGAUUCUUACAGGACAGAGGACCUAUAUGGGUACCCCUAUGUGUUGGAUUGGUAUAUUGGCAAGGACAGGUAUAAGACACCCAUAACCAUAGAAGAAAUAUGGCAGUGCAAAGACUAUCAUGUCAGUAACUGCAGGGAUGUGUGCCUCUCCUACUCGUUGUCCAAUUUGUUACAACGCCGUUACUUUGGGUUCCAUUGUGCUGAAUCAGAGAAUCACAUGACCCAUGAUUUUGUCUUCAAAGGGCUUUUCCACAAAAGAGAUGAUGGUGUCCUCGAUUAUAAGAGGGCCUUCAAGGUUAUCGAAGUUGAGUUGGCUUUCGUGUACGACACCUUCUUUACUAGUAACACAUUCCUUCGUUUUAAUCAAGCAGAAGCUGCUAGUAUUUGGUCAUUCGCUUCAGUCAUUGGGAUAUGUUUUGUUGGAGUAAUGACUCUUAAUUCCAGUAUGAGGAGCACCGGCCGUAAUUCUGGUCGCACCAUUGUUGUGGGCACCACAAAAGCGGAUCUUAUAAUCACUCUAGUCAUACUGGUGUCCCUGGCUUUGGUGCAAUUAUUGCAGUUUAUUCGCUGUUGGACCUCAAAUUGGGCAAGAGUUGCAUUUGCCUACAGUUACAUCAAGAAUGAAGAGAAAGGAAACAAGUGGAUAAAUCCUUGGAUGGGAUUGAAGGCACAUCUUACCAGGAUAACUUGCUUUGACAGUUAUCUCUGGCAAAAUAAGCUCGGGCAGUAUUCAUUUGUUGAUGCACUUAGCAGGAGAAAGAGCUACUUAUUAAGGCCAUCCAGGUUUAGGGGCUAUCUAUGUUUGAUGUUUGGAUUGCAUUAUUUGGCAAAAGUGUUGCGUGAUAUGUUGUAUAGAGAGACAGGGCAUGCAAUCGAGUUGCAUGACGAUGUGAAGGAAUCCAUCGCUGAGUUUCUUUACAAAAAUGGGAACCACAUAAGGACCGAUGGUUCAACCUUCUUGGAUGAAAGUGGAUUAGGCUCAACGACGAUUCCUAUUAUCCUUCGAAAAUGGAGUGAUGUCAAGGACAUAUCAAAUAUUUUGGUGUGGCACAUUGGGACAUGCUACUGCGAACUAGCGCAGCGCCAGAAUGGUUUCUUUCGUUGCUUCCAAAAGGAUAAUGGGUAUUUACUGAAUGAAGAGGAGCGCAAGUAUCAUGGCGUUGCCACCGCUCUGUCCAAAUACUACGCAUACUUGCUGGUUUCAGCGCCACAAUUAGUCUUGGAAGACGUAAACCAUGGGGAAACUACUUGCCGUGAGCUUCGUUCAUCCGCAGGGUUAUGUCUAUCAUCUCGUAAACGCAACAAAUUGGAAGCAAUGAAUAGCUUCGUAGAAUAUGCAACUCCUGACGAUGGUCUCUUCAGUCAAGGUGUGGAGCUGGGGAAGCAGCUCAAUGGGAUGUCUCGGUGUUGGAAGAUCGCUGCAGAUUUCUGGAUCGAAGCUCUGCUCUACGCCGCGCCGUCAGACAGUAACGUGGAAGAGCACGUAAGGCACCUCUCCAAGGGCGGCGAGUUCAUCACGCAUCUCUGGGCUUUGUUGUCGCAUGCCGGCAUCCUAAGUAAAAAGGAGGCUGGACAGCGACGCGGUGGUGAGGCCAUUGUGUAAUCCAGCAAUCACCAUCCUUCAUAUUACGUUCUGUUUGCUGUAUGAAACUGAUCCUUUGCAACUAGAAUAAAUGCCAAGCUCUUUUGGCUGAUUUAGCUGCUGCUACUGACUGGCUUGUUGCCUGUCCAGCCUGUGCUGCGUUCUUUUUCCAGCUGGAUGAGGAAGAUGGAGAAUUUUCUGGUUUUAUAAUAGUCAUUUAAUGGUAUAAACGAUAAAAUAAACUUAUAUAAAUUUGAAAAUGUUGAUGAUGGACUUAAAAACACUUUUCCCAAAAAAAAACAUACCGUCUAGUAAAUCUGAAAUUGCGCGUGUAAAGGUCGGAAAAAAAAAGCUGAGAAAAUUCUAGGAGGAAGAACUUUUUGGUUGUAGUAAUGUUUGUACGCUUUGUGAGAUGAAUUCCACCGGGUAUGUACUAUGUAUCAU
This is a messenger RNA of Oryza brachyantha (malo sina), 3122 nucleotides long. RefSeq lists its product as uncharacterized. The coding region runs from base 528 to 2699 and encodes 723 amino acids. The record is from RefSeq and is a predicted model, not a curated record. NCBI's taxonomy places the organism in Eukaryota, Viridiplantae, Streptophyta, Magnoliopsida, Poales, Poaceae. The transcript is spliced from 2 exons.